AUUGCCCAGGUCCGAGCUUCCUUCCGGACUCGCGGGGGGGGGGGCGUCCUCCUGUUUGUCCGUCCGGGCUAUCGCCAUGAACAGCGUGGGCGAGGCCUGCACGGAGAUGAAGCGGGAGUACGACCAGUGCUUCAACCGCUGGUUCGCCGAGAAGUUCCUGAAGGGGGAGGGCGGCGACGGCAGUGGAGGCGACCCCUGCGCCCAGCUCUUCAAGCGCUACCAACUCUGCGUCCAGAAAGCUAUCAAGGAGAAAGACAUACCCAUUGAAGGGCUGGAAUUCAUGGGCCGCAGCAAAGGAAAAUCUGAAAACUCUUCCUGACCAUGAUGGCAACAGAAAAAUUAUUUUGAACAUUAAAAAAAGCCAAAUUCUAAAUCUUGUUGCUGUUGAACAAGGACUCUGCCAUCUGUGCAGAUGGUGCAAUUCAAGGACUGUUCUCCACAGCAGCAUCUGCCUCAUGGAGCCAGGAGCCAGUUUCAUAUCUACUGACAACUGGGUGUGGCUUUUUUUUUAUCAUCUGUGUAUGUGUGUGGUGGGACUCUGUUUUAUAGAUGAAUGUAUUUCUAACAAAGGAAGUAGGGAGAACUGUACUCCUGGUUUAUGAUCAGCUGAUUCUUUUUGUUUAGCUAAUCUUAACUGUAAAUGUUAAAAUGAAGGUCAGGGGGUCAAAUUGGUAUGUUAAUCAAUGUGUCUGGUUGGGUUUUUGUUUCCUUAAAUCUUUUCUGUUGAUCAGCUCCACUUACACAGAAAAUUCCUCUCUUUAGGGUGUAGUUAUCGAAGGUUAAAGGAUGUGGCUUUCAACCAAAAUUGUGUUGGAGAAAUAUUGUACCUUUCUCUGAGGAUGACAGGCUCAUUCUAUGUAUGUUUGUUAAGGUAUGUAAGAAGUCCAGUUUUUCCCUCCCAUUCACAGGCCAGAUGUAGAAGUUUCAGGGGUACGUUUCCUAUUUUCCAAAGGGGAGAAAGGGCACACUUCAGACUGACCUUCCACUGGUUAGAUCUGACCAGGAAGCAUAAGAAUAGACACCCCAUAUUUUUUAUUUUCUUUUAAAGGAGGUUGAGUAUUAGGUAUAACAUGUUAAAAAAAGGGCAGGUUUCAGGGUCACUCAAUGAAAGCCAGAUUAUUAAAAUGAGUCAGUUUAGUUUUUAACUUGUUACCUAUAUAUAACACUGCUGAAAAAAAUCUAGAACUGAAGCCAAGUAAGUAGCUGGAAUAAGCAAGUCUCUAUACUCAUAAUAUCUUGCUAGACUAGCUAAAGUGUGCAUAUUCAUCAUUCUGAGGCAGCUGGGUUGAAACUCCUCAGAACUAGGAAACUGCCAGCUCCAUGUGGGAAGUUCUGGGUUUGCAAUAUGAGAAACUGGCCUGCCAUCCAUCUAUUGUAACCAGUCACGACCUUGAUAAAUCCUUUUGCUGCAGAAACUAGAGCUUUAAUUGAUUUUUUAGUCCAUGAGCUUUAGAUUGUGAGCCACAGCAGAUGGGGGCUUCCCCUGAACCCCAUCAGUUAAGUCUGCAUUUCCUAUAAACUUGGAAAGUUUUUAGAAAAAUGCAGUUUGUUCAAAUUAAAAUGUUACAUUUGGCAGCAGGGUCACCUGCACAACCUAAUGGAGAAAUCUACAAGCAAUUUCUUGCAACUCUGCUGCAAGUGUGGAAGUGUUCUUGCAAUAGAAAGUGCCUUCUAACAUGAUUAAACAGCUGUAUCUGUUCUGCUAUGUGCAAUAAUGGGAAUUAAAUACAGAGAAUAAAAUUAUAGAACUGGA
Rhineura floridana is the source of this 1753-nucleotide messenger RNA. It is a transcript of the gene TRIAP1, whose product is annotated as TP53 regulated inhibitor of apoptosis 1. The record is from RefSeq and is a predicted model, not a curated record. The transcript has 2 exons. The coding region runs from base 77 to 319 and encodes 80 amino acids. Lineage: Eukaryota; Metazoa; Chordata; Lepidosauria; Squamata; Rhineuridae.